UUGCAUUUCGUAAUACAAAAAACUGCCCGGUUGCUAUUACUGUCUCUUGAGUCCUCAGAGUCUUCUUAGUCUCAAGUAAGUCUCCCAUUCCCUCUUCAUUUUCUCGCGUCAUGACUGAGAACAAGGAUAUCCAAAACCCUUCAGUCCACUCCUAUGGUUCUAAUGCCCGGUCUCAGACCUCCACUUCCCAGUCUUCUUCUUUGUCUGAGUGCCCGGCUACUUCUCAACAGGAGAAGUCGGUCGACGCCUCCACUUGUGCCCCUUCUACUUCCGCAGCACAAGUGGUCACGGUAGCCCGGUCCGUGGAUGAGGGCUUUAUUCCGCUGGAUGAUCAGCUGCUCUUGGAGCAGUCGUCCUUCAUGCAGAAAGCUCAAGUCAAUGAGCUGCGCAACCUUAUGCCAGAUGGAUGUCGAGGGACUUCUACUGUCCAGCCUUUCAGCCAGCCAUCCGCCGAUCAACUGCCUCUGAUGGAUGAGCAGUCGGCUCAGUCCCAGCAGGGUACCAGCCAGCCAAUUCACUCCGGGGAAGUUUACAUCAAUGUAGAUACUCUGGAGUUCGAUAACAUGCUGAUGGAGACUGGCCAUACUUUAAAGGCUGGUCAGGGUGGGCAACAUAUGGAGGCAGGCGGCGAAGAAGAGGCCGCCGAGGAGGCCCUGCAAAGGAGGAGGCGGAGGACGAAGUCUGUCGAUCAGUCGGUUUAGUCCUCCGACGUCGGCCAAAGGCAAGGCGAGCCCCGGGCAAUGGUGCUAAUGGCCUGGUCGGACGAAGAGCUCUUCCAAGCUUUCUGCGCUGAUCUGAAUGAAGUAAUCUCCUAAUCUCUCUCAUAUCUUUUCUAAUUUAGUUUUCUAAUCAAUCAGACCGGUCAGACUGCAAGGUCGACCAAGUCAAAGGGCGUUGGAUUUGAUACCUCCCAGUCGGUACGAACCUACCGGGUAGAAUCAAUGGGUUAUUACCCA
Cuscuta campestris is the source of this 956-nucleotide messenger RNA. NCBI's taxonomy places the organism in Eukaryota, Viridiplantae, Streptophyta, Magnoliopsida, Solanales, Convolvulaceae. The record is from the annotation of a GenBank genome assembly.